GUUGUACAACCUUAUAAAAGACACAGAUAAGAGGGAGAGCUGAACAUCUGUCUGAGCAAACACAUCUGGACAGGACUGAUUCUCUCGAUACACAGAGGCUGGCAUAAAUCCCAUAUAACGGUUUCUCUCCUGGCUGUUUACACAGAGGUGUGUGUGCACAAACAAGAAGAGACAUCUCCGUCUAAGAAGCUUCAGUUUGCAAUCUAAAAAGUCCACAGAGUUCUCUUUUUUAUAUCUUCAAUCAAGCAGCAAAGAUGGAGCGGAUGGAGGAUGAAAAGCCGAAGAAGAGGGUGACCUUAUAUCUUCUCUACUGCGUUUCAACAGCGGUCAUCGGCUCGCUUCAGUUUGGCUACAACACCGGGGUCAUCAAUGCCCCAGAGCAGAAACUGCGCAGGUUCUUCCAGAAUGUGUCGGAGGAGCGGUACGGGGAACCCUUCAGCCCCGGAGCCAACACCAUGGUGUGGAGCUUCGCUGUGGCCAUCUUCAGCGUGGGAGGCAUGAUCGGGUCGUUCUCUGUCGGAGCCAUGGUCAACAAAUUUGGCAGGCGUAAGUCCAUGCUGUUCAAUAACAUCCUGGCUCUAAUCGGUGGGGGUCUGAUGGGACUAUCGGGUGUGAGUCAAUCUUUUGAGAUGGUGAUUAUCGGCCGGUUCGUCAUCGGAGUGUUCUGCGGUCUGUGCACGGGACUGACACCCAUGUACGUGGGCGAGAUCUCUCCCACUGCUGUCCGAGGAGCCUUCGGCACGCUGCACCAGCUGGGCGUCGUUAUUGGCAUCCUGGUGGCACAGAUCUUCGGUCUGGAGUUCCUGCUUGGUUCAGACGCUCUGUGGCCUCUGCUGCUGGCUCUGACCGUCCUGCCCGCCAUAAUGCAGAGCAUCAUGCUGAUCUUCUGUCCUGAAAGCCCCCGCUACCUGCUUAUUGUGCUAAACCAGGAGGAAGAGGCAAGAAAAGCGCUGGUGCGUCUGCGCGGCUCUGAGGAUGUGAGCGAUGAUCUUCAGGAGAUGAAGGAAGAAGCGAUGAAGAUGGCCAUGGAGAAGAAAGUGACCAUCCCUGAACUCUUCCGCUCCCGCAAUUACCGUCAACCAAUCAUCAUCGCUAUAGUCCUCCAGCUCUCUCAGCAGCUGUCUGGUAUCAACGCUGUGUUUUACUACUCUACAGGCAUAUUUGAAACAGCUGGUGUGACUCAACCAAUCUACGCCACCAUAGGAGCUGGAGUUGUCAACACUGUGUUUACUGUUGUCUCUCUCUUCCUGGUUGAACGGGCUGGACGAAGGACGUUGCAUCUGAUUGGAUUGGCUGGAAUGGCCAUCUUUGCCCUCAUUAUGACCAUCUCUCUGUCUUUGGUGAAGACCAACGAUUCUCUGAGCUACCUUGCCAUCGUGGCUGUGUUUGGCUUUGUUGCCAGUUUUGAGAUGGGUCCAGGUCCCAUUCCCUGGUUCAUUGUGGCUGAGCUCUUCUCCCAGGGGCCGCGACCUGCCGCCAUGGCCGUCUCUGGUUUCUCCAACUGGACCGCCAACUUCCUGGUGGGCCUGGGCUUCCCUAAACUGGAGGAACUUUGUGGUCCUUACGUCUUCAUUAUCUUCAUGGUCUUCCUCAUCUUCUUCUUCAUCUUCACCUUCCUGCGAGUGCCUGAGACCAGAGGUCGGACCUUUGACGACAUCGCUCAGGGAUUCGCUGCCAGCGCAGGGAAACCUUCUCCGGUGUCUGAGGCGGUGGUGGCCGGGCUGACAGAGAGCAAAGAACCUGUCCCCACGUCCCCCACAGACAAAGUUCCCAUGGUGGAUCUUCCUUAGAGAGAAGAAGGAAAAUUUAGGGCACAACAACACAGAUCACAGGUUUUAAAAACAUAUGCUGCAUUUCCACUGCAUGGUACGCCACGGCUCUACUCAACUCGAGUUGCCUCUUUUUUUUUUAUUAGGAAAGGUUGUGAAUAAUACCUGGUACCUUUGUUGAUACUACUCAGUUCAGGUUUUGAGCGAGCCGAUGCUAUACGUUCGUAUACUUGUUCGUUCUUGCUCCUGACUGUUAUAAUCAGCCAUUGGAGUCAUCUGAGGCCACGGGUAAAACAGCAUUCUAGAUUUGGAUACAUAGGUCUCCUCGUCUGUUGAGGGAUGGCUUCUCUACACAAUCAAUCGCACAACAACAACAGCAACCACAAUUUGUUUUUCAGUCACCCCAGAUAUUAAAAACUGGCAGCCCUCAAAACUAAGUUGUACACUACACCGUACACAAGUGCAGACAUUCCACUGUUUAGUUGCUGAUGAAAGGAUACAGCAGGUGUUGCAUUGAAGAUGAUGUCACAGGCUGUUUCAUGAUGUCACAAAGGUCAGCUAACGAUCCCACCUACAUUGAGGUGGCAUAUCCGCAGUGGGAAACACAUUGGAGAAAAGUAGUAGAGAGUCAAGUCAAGUUGAGCCGUACCAUGCAUUGGAUAUGUGGCAACAGAUAUUGCAAGGAGUUAUAUUUCAUAACACAUGAAUGACGAAAGAGCAGCUGGGUGCUUUUAAAAAAAAAAAAAGUCCAGUCACGCAUGCUAAAAUAAUUGACAGAAUUCCAUGUAAUCCUGCUUUAAACAGGGUCCGAACUUAACUGAAUUACCAGUACUUAAUAUUUGUUGACAUUCCCACUGCCAGCUCCACGCAUACUGCCAUAUAAGAGGAUCAACAUAUGUUCAGUGUUAAAUCCUAGGUCUUCAGCUACCCCCAGUGUUAAAAGGUUGUAGGAUUUGGUGGUUUGGUGGGGGGUUAUGUAUUGAGGUCAAGCUUGAAAAGCCGGUUUUGGAGCAUGGAGUUUGACCCAGAAAAAAAAAAAAAAGACUUGCUGGACUUGCUGUCCUGUCUGCCUGCCUGAUGUGCCUUGCUGCCAGGGGAAAGGAGCCAUGUUGUCUUAAAUAGACAGAAUAAACAUAGAGGUGCUACACAGCAGUCCCUUUCCCCUUCAUGUGCAAAAACAGCACUGACUAUAGACUUAAAAUAAAUAUGUUUAAGCUUUUUUAUUUAUCCUGCAGCACAAUGUCCCCUGAGAGAAAGAUAUUUGUGUUUGUUUGAAGUCUGCUGACAAAAAAUAGGACAGUUCUGUAAAUGAGUACUGUCUGCAUCAAAUAUCGUUUGUAUAAAAAUGAGGUGUAGUUUAGCACUGCCAGGCCUUAAAAAAGUCCCUUUUUAGGCUUUCUGAUUUUAAAAACACAACUUAACCUCUUCUAUGAUUUUAUUUCAACCAGUAGUACAGUCGUUUACAGUCGUUUACAGUUUGCAUUACUGCAGUUGGAUUAAAAAAACCUCAGGUGGCUACUUGUGUUAUACUCCUCCUGUCAUUGCAUAGAAAAUAAAUGUAUCAUCACUGCACUUGAAGCUUUUAACAUCAUAGCAGCAACUUCUGCCUCAUAAGCCAUGAAAUAAAAAUAUCUUACAACCCCUAAAAUAGUGUUACAUCACAUCAAAAGCACUUGGUAAACAGUCGUGUGAACGAUGUAUUCAUACACAUUCUGAUAAUAAAAUAACACAUUUAUCACGUUAAAACAAUAUUCUGUAUUACCCAUGUGGGAUAGUGCUAUUGAGUAAAAACACUAAAUGAAAUGUAUUUAUUUCAGUGGUUAACGCACAAAAAAUGUCUUAUUAUUUGUUUUUAUUUCUAAUUGUCUGAAAUCACAUGUAUAUAUUGUAGAAUCUCCAUUUACUGCAUCAUGAUCAACUGUUAGAGCACAGGUUACAUGCUUAUAAAUGUUUCAGUGUGUCAAUGUUUGUACAGUUGCAUCUUCUCCUUAGAUGUGCGCACACACUCAUAAGGAAGCACUUUUCAAUGAGCUUAGCUGCAUUUCUCAUUUGCACUUUUGCAGUCGGACUACUUUCUAUGAUUGUUUAUACUGCUUGUUGCUCCGUUACAUGUAAAUAUACUGUAUGUGUUAGGAUGUGAAUGGCGUUUGGUUAUUUGUCUCAUAAUCUUGUUUCAUCUGUUACAUCCACUGAUUUCUCUUGCACUCUUGCUUUGGUGAAUUUCACUAUGUUGGUAACAGUAAACUGAAGUGAAAAGUGAGUGUGGUUGCAUGUGUAUGAGAGUCACAUAAGAGUUGACCUUUACUGUUUUUCUAUUAUAAUGUCCUUUGUUCUCCUAUUGUAAUAAUGAGUGCCGCUUGCUUUGAGAGACUAAAAAGGAAAUAAAGUUGUCCAUCUUUUAA
This is a messenger RNA of Centropristis striata (black sea bass), 4171 nucleotides long. RefSeq names its product solute carrier family 2 member 3b (gene slc2a3b). The transcript is spliced from 11 exons. Gene Ontology annotation, biological process: monosaccharide transmembrane transport; response to insulin. The record is from RefSeq and is a predicted model, not a curated record. Gene Ontology annotation, molecular function: hexose transmembrane transporter activity. Lineage: Eukaryota; Metazoa; Chordata; Actinopteri; Perciformes; Serranidae. Gene Ontology annotation, cellular component: basolateral plasma membrane; apical plasma membrane. Bases 255 to 1790 code for a protein of 511 amino acids.